Molecule: messenger RNA, 555 nt
Organism: Lachancea dasiensis
Lineage: Eukaryota; Fungi; Ascomycota; Saccharomycetes; Saccharomycetales; Saccharomycetaceae
Source: the annotation of a GenBank genome assembly
AUGUCAAGUUCUACAAUCAACUACGUGAGAGGUAACUGCCUCCAACAGACUAUCCUGCACCCCCGUAUUCUUAUUCACUCUUGCAAUUGCAAUGGAUCAUGGGGUGGCGGCAUAGCAUACCAAUUAGCGGUGAAGUACCCUCGGGCUGAGAAAGAUUACGUCGAGCUUUGCAAUAGGUUUGGAAAUAGCCUUUUGGGCAAGUUUGUCUUGAUUCCCAGUUACACAGACGCUAACUUGCUUAUUGGUUGUUUAUUCACAGCAUCGUUCGGCGGACCCAACCAGGGUUCUGAACGCAUAUUAGAUUUCACAGGACGGGCCCUCACAGAUAUGAAAACGAAGUUAACUGUUGAAGAGAUUCCCGACCCGAGCGAGCUAGAUCACUUCUCUAGUCAAUAUAUAAAUGCUUUCAAGAGUCAUUCGCGCAUUCCUCUGCAAGACUACAAGUUAGAGUUGCCCCAAAUAAACAGCGGCAUUUUUGGUGUUCCAUGGCCAGAAACUGAAAGAUUGCUUAAAAAGCAGAAAUCCAUGUCCUUUACCGUCUACGUGCUUGACUGA